Cololabis saira (Pacific saury) is the source of this 1208-nucleotide messenger RNA. RefSeq names its product pyroglutamyl-peptidase 1-like. The transcript has 5 exons. Bases 91 to 747 code for a protein of 218 amino acids. Gene Ontology annotation, biological process: proteolysis. Gene Ontology annotation, cellular component: cytosol. Lineage: Eukaryota; Metazoa; Chordata; Actinopteri; Beloniformes; Belonidae. The record is from RefSeq and is a predicted model, not a curated record. Gene Ontology annotation, molecular function: pyroglutamyl-peptidase activity.
UUUCAGCUUCUCAGAAGAAGACAGCAACUUCUUGUUUGAGCAACGUGAUCUCGUCAUUCAUCUGCAACAACCCCAGUCACAACAGAGACGAUGAACAGCAGGAAGAAGGUAAUCGUGACGGGAUUUGAGCCUUUCGGUGAGCAUGUGGUCAACUCCAGCUGGGCGGCAGUGCAGGAACUGGAGCGGUUGGGACUGGGUGAGGCAGUAGAUCUCUACGUGUGUGAGAUACCUGUUGAAUACAAAGCUAUUGGGAGCCUUUUGCCAUCGCUGUGGAAAGAGCACCGGCCAGAGCUGGUUGUCCAUGUCGGUGUUUCUGGAUUAGCGACGACAGUCACUCUGGAAAAGUGCGGUCACAACAAAGGCUACAAACGUCUGGACAACUGCAGUUUCUGCCCGGCCUCUCAGUGGUGCAUGGAGGACGGCCCUGACUGCUUAAAAUCGGUCCUAGACAUGGAUACGAUCUCCAGGAAGGUCAAUGAUUCAGACAUCGGGAUCACUGCGUCGGUAUCUGAGGACGCUGGAAGGUAUCUUUGCGAUUACACCUACUACACGUCUCUGUACCUGGGGCAGGGACGCGCUGCCUUCGUCCACGUGCCUCCACUAGGAAAACCCUACAGCAGACAGGACCUGGGCCGAGGCCUGCAGGCUGUCGUGCAGGAAAUGCUGAAGCUCCAGGAGGGUAAUCACAGUGAGGAGGACCUCUGCAAAUGUGCCGUUAACAGGAUCGUAACUACUCAUGAUGACUGACUUCAAACAUCAUCUAAACUCAACCAACAAAGUUAGCCUCUGUCUCUUAGCAACAGUGUAAUCAGUGUAAGAACUGACGCAAGGACAACAGCGAGAGAUGGUUGUGUGAGUCAAUCAUGGCAAAACUCUGCCUCAGAUUGUUAUGGUUGUCAAUAUUUUAAACUGUGAAAGAAACAUUAAAAGUUGUAAAACAGGACACAUCUGUUUUGAUUUUGACAGCUGUAGUCUGUUUUACUAUUUUUAUGUGUUUUUAUGUGCAUGAUGAGAAGGCAAAAGUGAGUAUUUGCAAUGUCUGUCUUUGUAUUCCCAUAAUAAAGUUGCAGGUUAGCAUUUAUUAAUGCCAUGCCAUGUAAAAACAGGGAGGGGGAUGUGAACAAUUUGAUGUUUCUGAUGUAUGUAUGUGAUGUGACUGCAAAGCAAAGCCAGGCGAGAACUAUCAAUGAUUAAAUCAUUUCACACAA